AUGGCCGGUGGAUUUUUGGGAACCUCUGUGGAUGUUUUGGAAAUGGGGUUUGGAGUUCAAUCCUGUGUGGUCUUCCUGCUUCUCAGGGCUCUCUUCACCACCUCUAGCCACACAAACCAAGUUGUGCUGCUUGAUACCACGUCUGUGCUGGGAGAGCUUGGAUGGAAAACAUACCCAUUAAAUGGGUGGGAUGCCAUCACUGAAAUGGACGAACACAACCGGCCCAUCCACACCUUCCAGGUGUGUCAUGUAAUGGAGCCCAACCAGAACAACUGGCUGCGGUCCAACUGGAUCUCCCGUGAGGCGGCCCAGAAGAUCUAUGUGGAGAUGCGGUUCACCUUGCGGGACUGCAACAGUAUCCCCUGGGUCCUGGGCACUUGCAAGGAGACAUUCAACCUCUACUACAUGGAGACCAAUGAGUCCCACGGUAUCAAGUUUAAACCUGCCCAGUACACAAAGAUAGACACUAUCGCAGCCGAUGAGAGCUUCACUCAGAUGGACCUGGGCGACCGCAUCCUCAAGCUCAACACUGAGGUGCGUGAGGUGGGGCCCAUCACUAAGAAAGGGUUCUACCUGGCCUUCCAGGAUAUCGGUGCCUGCAUAGCCCUGGUGUCAGUUCGCGUUUACUACAAAAAGUGCCCUUUCACCUUCCGAAACCUGGCCGUGUUUCCUGAUACAAUUCCCAGGGUAGAUUCCUCCUCGCUGGUGGAAGUGCGGGGUGCUUGCGUGAAGAAUGCUGAAGAGAGGGACAUCCCUAAGCUGUACUGUGGGGCAGAUGGAGACUGGCUUGUUCCGCUUGGCCGCUGUGUCUGCAGUAUUGGAUUCGAGGAGGUGGAUGGCUCUUGUCACGCUUGUCGACAUGGAUUCUUCAAAGCAUUUGCAGGAAACAUCAGGUGUUCCAAAUGCCCUCCUCACAGCUUCACCUACGAUGCAGGCUCUCCGAUCUGCAACUGUGAAAAUGGGUACUUCAGGGCAGAGAAGGACCCGCCUACCAUGUCAUGCACAAGGCCACCUUCUCCUCCCCAGAAUGUCAUUUUCAACAUCAACGAGAGCUCACUGUUUCUAGAGUGGAGCCCUCCCAGUGACAUGGGAGGCAGGAAGGAUCUUACCUACAAUGUGAUUUGUAAGAAGUGUGGGGCUGAGCCCAGGGACUGUGAGCUGUGUGGAGAAGGCAUGCGCUUCAUCCCCCGACAUGUGGGCCUGACCAACUCCUCGGUGACUGUACUGGACUUCGUAGCUCAUGCCAACUACACCUUCGAGAUUGAGUCGUUGAACGCUGUCUCCGAGUUCAGCUCAUUCCCUAGGCCUGUGACAGCCAUCACCAUUACUACUGACCAAGCUGGUGAGUAA
Polyodon spathula (Mississippi paddlefish) is the source of this 1350-nucleotide messenger RNA. Its product is annotated as ephrin type-A receptor 6-like. The transcript has 5 exons. Gene Ontology annotation, cellular component: neuron projection; membrane. Lineage: Eukaryota; Metazoa; Chordata; Actinopteri; Acipenseriformes; Polyodontidae. The record is from RefSeq and is a predicted model, not a curated record. Gene Ontology annotation, biological process: cell surface receptor protein tyrosine kinase signaling pathway; protein phosphorylation; axon guidance. The coding region runs from base 1 to 1350 and encodes 449 amino acids. Gene Ontology annotation, molecular function: protein binding; transmembrane-ephrin receptor activity; ATP binding.